AUGGAGAUGAUAGGGAAGCCCAUACAAUCUCAACCCAUUAUUUGUCGAGAUAUAAUUAAACCCGCAAAUCCAACCCCUUCUCAUCUCAACACUUAUAAUCUUUCUGAUAUCGAUGUAUCCGUCGGGAAAAUAUACCUACCACUGCUUCUGGUAUACCCAAACAAUGACGGUUGCAGUUUAACUUCCCAAGAGAAAGCCACGGUGCUUAAGAACUCUUUGUCACAGAGCCUGACAAAAUACUAUCACUUUGCUGGCAGGUUACCCACACACACGACACCUUACGUGGACUGUAACGAUGAGGGAGUCGUGUUUCUUGAAGCCCAAAACAAUAGCAAACUUGAUGAAUUCCAGCUUAGUAGCGCGCAAGAUGGAAAUAUCGACAAUCUAUUUCCAGAUGAUAUGGUGGGCUACAAGUCCCCUCGUAAUACAAAUCUUGUGGGGGUUCAACUCAAUCACUUCGCGUGUGGUGGAGUCGGGCUUGCAGUCUCUAUGUCACACCUCGUUGGUGACGGUUGCACUCUUGGUUCCUUCGUUAAUCAUUGGGCUUCCGUAGACUGA
Molecule: messenger RNA, 558 nt
Organism: Helianthus annuus (common sunflower)
Lineage: Eukaryota; Viridiplantae; Streptophyta; Magnoliopsida; Asterales; Asteraceae
Product: tabersonine-19-hydroxy-O-acetyltransferase
Exons: 1
Coding region: 1-558 (185 amino acids)
Source: RefSeq, a predicted model, not a curated record